AUGUUCAGACGCUCACACCCCGCGCUCGAGGAGCUCAACGUGGCCAUCGCGCCCGAGCAGUUGCAGAUCUUGAAAAACCAGCUCGAGUCCGAGUCGCCGCCCUCGCCGCAGUCCCUGUUCAACUACGCGUGGGGCCUCCUCAAAACACCGUCGCUUCGGUCGCAGAAACAGGCGCUCGGGCUCUUGGCGGCCUUGUACCGCGACACGCCGGCGCUCCGGCGCGAGGCGCUCUAUUACUUGGCCUUGGGCAGCGUGAAGACGGGCGAGUUUGCCGACGCACGGCGGUACGCGGACGCGCUCGUGGAAAAAGAGCCCGACAACGCGCAGUUCAAGGCGUUGAGGCAGGCCAUCGACGACCAGGUCACGCAGGACGGGCUCAUUGGGCUCGGCAUUGCGGGCGGCGUGUUGGCCGUGGGCUUGGGCGUGCUUGGCGCCAUGAUCCGGAAGAAGCGGUAG
Messenger RNA from Metschnikowia bicuspidata var. bicuspidata NRRL YB-4993, 456 nucleotides. RefSeq lists its product as uncharacterized. Gene Ontology annotation, molecular function: protein binding. The record is from RefSeq and is a predicted model, not a curated record. Gene Ontology annotation, cellular component: mitochondrial outer membrane; peroxisomal membrane. Gene Ontology annotation, biological process: autophagy of mitochondrion; peroxisome fission; mitochondrial fission. Bases 1 to 456 code for a protein of 151 amino acids. Lineage: Eukaryota; Fungi; Ascomycota; Pichiomycetes; Serinales; Metschnikowiaceae. The transcript has a single exon.